This is a messenger RNA of Cyprinodon tularosa, 2039 nucleotides long. Its product is annotated as frizzled-7-A-like. Gene Ontology annotation, biological process: non-canonical Wnt signaling pathway; canonical Wnt signaling pathway. The record is from RefSeq and is a predicted model, not a curated record. The coding region runs from base 177 to 1922 and encodes 581 amino acids. Lineage: Eukaryota; Metazoa; Chordata; Actinopteri; Cyprinodontiformes; Cyprinodontidae. Gene Ontology annotation, cellular component: plasma membrane. Gene Ontology annotation, molecular function: Wnt-protein binding; Wnt receptor activity. The transcript has a single exon.
GGAAAUCAGAAAAUCAACUAUUUGAAGUUCCUUUGGUUGUUCUUCUUCUAACUUUCCCCUGGAAGUUGGAAUCGUCUGUUUCUGCAUUUGGACCAGGGAGGACAGAGAUCUUCUCUGGAGGAAGAUCUCAGAUUAAAAGUUUCUUUAACUAUUGAUAGGGAGCUGCAUAUUUCUGAAUGCUUCUCCUUCUCUCUCCUCUCUCUGAAUAUUGGGACACACCUGAGAUGAGAAUCUGCAGUUGGCUCUGGGGAACCACCUUCAGCGUGAUGCUCCUCAUCCUUCCUGGAACAGCUCAGUACGAGGAUGGGAGUUUGGUUCCAGGGCGAGGCUCCUGCCAGCCCAUCUCCAUCCCCUUCUGCACAGACAUCGCCUACAACCAGACAAUCAUGCCCAACCUGCUGGGUCACUCCAACCAGGAAGAAGCCGGCCUGGAGGUCCACCAGUUUUACCCACUGGUCCAAAUCCAGUGCUCUGCAGAGCUGCAGUUCUUCCUGUGCACCAUGUAUGCCCCGGUGUGUACAGUGCUGGAGCGGGCCAUCCCGCCCUGCAGGUCUCUAUGUGAGCAGGCUCGGCAGGGCUGUGAGGAGCUCAUGAACAAGUUUGGCUUCCAGUGGCCCGACAGGCUGCGCUGCCAGAACUUCCCUCUCCAUGGAGCUGGAGAGAUCUGUGUGGGUCAGAACACGAGUGAUGCUGAAGGCUCUGCCUCCGAGCUUAUCCCGGCCACAGUCCCUCCCCUUAUAUGGAGCGACCGUCCAUUCUCCUGCCCCGUGCAGCUUCAGGUGCCCCCCUACCUCGGGUACUACUUCCUUGGGGCCAAGAACUGUGGUGCCCCCUGUGAGCCGUCCAAACCAGGUGGACUAAUGUACUUCAGUGAGCAGCAGGUAAAGUUCAGCCGGCUCUGGGUUGGAACCUGGUCCAUUUUGUGCUGCCUCAGCACUCUCUUCACCACACUGACCUAUUUACUGGACAGAGGGAGGUUCCUCUACCCAGAAAGACCCAUCAUCUUCCUGUCUGGCUGCUACUUCAUGGUAGGAAUGGCCUACAGCGCCGGCUUCCUGCUGGGGGACAAGGCGGUGUGUGUGGACAGGUUGAAGAAGGACGGCUACAGGAUGGUGGUCCAAGGUACGGAGCAGGACGUCUGCACUCUGCUCUUCAUUGUCGCCUAUUUCUUCAGCAUGUCCAGCUCCAUGUGGUGGCUCAUCCUGUCCUUCAGCUGGUUCCUAUCUGCUGGGAUGAAGUGGGGCCAUGAGGCCAUCGAAGCCAACUCUCAUUACUUUCACCUGGCAGCCUGGGUGCUUCCAGCGCUGAAGACUAUCAGCGUGCUGGCCAUGGAGCAGGUGGAGGGCGAUCUGCUCAGCGGUGUCUGCUCUGUGGGAAUCUACAGUGUGGAAGGGCUGCGAGGCUUCAUCCUGGCUCCGCUCUUCAUCUACCUCCUCAUCGGCGACUCCCUCCUGCUGACCGGCUUCCUGUCGUUGUUUCGGGUCCGAUCCAUCAUGAAACAUAAUGGUACCAACACCAAUAAACUGGAGAAGCUUAUGGUUCGGACCGGUGUCUUCAGUUUGCUCUACACGGUGUCUAAUGCAGUCACCAUCGCCUGUCUGGUAUAUGAGCAGGCAUCUCGACCCCGAUGGGACGCCACCUGGCGAUUGCAGACCUGCCGUCAUUUUUCUCUGCCCUGCCCAGCCAAAAAUACACCUCCUGCAUCGCCAAGCUUCACAGUAUUCUUAAUCAAGUAUCUGAUGACCUUAAUGGUGGGGAUAACAUCUGGUUUCUGGAUCUGGUCAGAUAAGACUAUUCAGUCCUGGCUCCGGUUUUCAAAGAGAGCUCUGAUCAACCAGGAUAAGGUGGGAAGGAGGUGCAGCAACAGGAGACAACUCAAUCUGCAUCUUCACAAGCCAAACAAACUAACAUACAGAAACUGAACAAGCUAAAUUAGGACAGUACUGAGGUUUAGAGUUCUGUCUGGGUUUCUCACCAGAAAUGCUUUGAGAGGAAACCUUCCAACUCUGAUGAUAAUCAUUUAAAUCAGGUCAAAAACU